Molecule: messenger RNA, 3637 nt
Organism: Haliotis rubra (blacklip abalone)
Lineage: Eukaryota; Metazoa; Mollusca; Gastropoda; Lepetellida; Haliotidae
Exons: 7
Coding region: 155-1471 (438 amino acids)
Source: RefSeq, a predicted model, not a curated record
AUAAAUACUGUUGGUUGAGAUAACGCUCCACCCUGUGCAGGACAUAUCACUUCCUGGUAGAAGCGGUCGUCAGAUGUCGGACAGAGCUCACCCUGACAUGAUGUGAGGCCUUCUCCACAAACUCCACACACUGUGUCAGCUGACCCGCGCCAUCAUGACUGACGACAAGCCGCCGGAAAUUGUGCCAAGAAAGAGGCCGCCGAAGAGGGAACAGGAGGUACCUCUUCGCUUCAUAGAGGGGGACGAUGACUACACCAUGAAGGAGUUUUAUGAGCAGUUCAGAAACUCCCUCCCCAAAACCGUGGUGGCAACACAAGGCAGCCUUGGAGACAUCGACCUUGAAACCUUCUGCUCCGGCCAAGUGAUGUACAUUCACACAACCACGCAACAGACGCGAGUGGUGGCCCGAGACAACCUCGGCAGGACCUUUAGCAUCCCGAGAGACUACUCCAUGAAGUUUCAGGUGGUCAAGUCCAGAGGCAAAGUUGGACCCGCGCAAAGCCUGAAGGAGCUACUGGACGAGAAUGAAUUGCCCUUACAGGUAAAGUUUGCCGUCCCGAAAGACUACACGUUCCAUAUCGGCUGUGACCAACAGAAAGUCCAAAACAUCAGCAACUGGGCGCUGGUGGAGGAGUACGAGGAGUCCUACAUGAUCGCUAACUGUAUCAAUACAAGAACUAUUGACAAGAAGUCGGUUCUAGUUCCGGUGUAUCUUAAAGACCUGUUGAUUGCCUUCGCAACGGGCCUUGAGGGGAAGACCGAGGAAGAGUGGAAGGAGUACGAGCUCUUCCUCGCAGAGGAGAUGAAGUCUGUUCAAGUGGAUCUCAACGUCGGAAACAAAGAUAUAGCUUUCUAUUCUGAUGAGUCCCUUGGGUUGUCGGACAACGUUUAUGACUACAUCGAACCAAAAGAAUUUCUGACAUUCAAACGUUUGUCGGCAACAGACGAUGAUGGAUAUGGUGUGGUCGAUGACGAUGACAACAUCUAUACACCCAUCAAUGAAGACGACGUCUACAUUCCACGGCCGCCUAUCCCAAAACGGGAACCGAAAACUGCUCCUAUGAAAUCCAAGUCAAAAUCGGAGUCGCCCGAAAAAGACCAGAAAAAUGAACCCUCGUCGCCUACCGGAAGUGAAACAGCUCAUGGAUACGUAAAUGACAUUCCUCGAAAAGAAGUAGCUCCUUUUCGACUGUUCAAGGGCCUUUUAAAGGGUAAGCAGGAUGGGGCAAAGUCCAGCGUAAAGGGAAAUCCAGGGAAUGUGGCUGUGAAAGACUUAUCAAUCGCUGAACUUGGCAAGAAGAUGAAGGAACUUAAGCUUGAAAAACACAUUGCCGCCUUCAAGAAACAGCUGAUUGACGGCACCAUCGCUUUGGAGCUCACGAAAGAGAUCCUUCAGAAUGAUUUUGGGUUCAGUGCAGUAGACGCCAUCAAGAUGAUGGGAUACAUCCAGUCAGGUCACAUCCCUAAAUAAGCCUCAUCUCUCAGAACCUGCCCACACAGUUCUAUGAUGAAGUCCUAGAUAUGUCUGGGCCUUUUCAAACAAUUCAGUACUUUGAUUACUGUAUUGUUGCAGCUGAUUCGGGCUGUUAUCCUAUUUAUGGACUAAGCUGAGUAUUCCUUGUGGCCUGUUGUAAGAGUCCACAAUGGUAUUUUCUGUUGCGGGAGUAUAUUUGGCUUAAAAUACAAAGAAAUAAAAAAAAUGUUUUAUGUCCAGAAGAUAUUAAUAUGACGAAGAAACUUGGGAGGGUGAUAAUGAACAUUUCAUCGAUUGUUUUAAGGUGUUGGAAAGACAGAGUGUCAUUGGAUAUGGCGUCAAUUACAACGACAAUACACGGGUGGGUGGCUGGAACAUAAUGGUCACUUUGAUAUGCAAUCUCUGCUCUUAAACCACUAGGGAAAGUUAUGCCCAUUGUUCUUGGAAGAGUUUUAUAAGCAUAACUGAAUAACUGCCCUAGGGCAAUUAUUUCCAUUUAAAAACUAUAAACUUGUAGUCAUUUUGAUAAUCUUUAUCAUGCCUAAUACAUUACACGCGUAUUAAAUAAGUAUGUCCUCGUGGUGUAAGGUACGGUAGUUACUUAAACAAACUACCUUGUUGGGGUGAUUAACCUAUACAUACACUGCUAGCUGUAUACAACUCUAAAAUGUCUCCUUGUUUAAGCUUUUAUUGCAGAUUAAGGUAGGGAGUAAAUGUUUAGUCUCUGGCUGAUACUUAUUAAUUGAUCAUCUGUUUUGUUACAAUUAUGGAUGAUUGUACCUUUAAUGAAUCUGAGCCAAAUGCUACAUGUCAUGGCGCUGCACACGUCAUACUGCAGACUACAUACCUUACAGGGCUGGUUGUGCCAGACCGACAGCGCGAGGAUGUUCCAUAUGAAUGUGAUGUCUACAUAUACUGCAAGGGGUGGGGCAUCAUUAACGUUGUUUAAUAGAUUACGUUAUAUUUUGCAUCACCAUAUUUUUCUUCUAAAGUAAAACUGUCGUAUUUCUGUUCGGCAAGUGUUGGCAAUGUUGGAAAUUAGUCAGUUCCUGGUGUAUGAGGACAUCCAUUUUCUGGUAGGAAUUCGUAUUUUUCUUAUCGAUAUUUUCUAAUAUCGAGGAAACUUAAUGGCAUCUUGGCGAUAAGGAUGGUUUUCUUGAAUUGCAUAUAUAUCAGUUUGAACCCAGAGUGUUUCAGCCAAUCAUAACAGUUGUUGGCGGUGACGGUCCUAGAGUCGUUGUAAUGGUGAACUUUGACCUGGACCUUGUGUCACGUGGUUAGAGUAUCGUUGUUGUUGUUAAUUGUCUGUGUCAUGAAUGACGUUUGAUCCUGUUGGAUAAGUGUAAGUUGCCAUUGCGUGAGUAGUAUCGCUGUUUCAAAUUCACUUAGCUACUUGCGGGUUUUUUGUUGUUUUGUUUUUUUAAAGAUUAAAACACACUUAUUCUUGGGAUACACAAUAAAUUAUGUCUUAAAUCUCGAAUGUGCGGUGGGGUGGCCUGAUGGUUAAAGCGAAUGCCCGGGUUCCAUUCACCACAUGGUGACAAUGUGGGAAGCCCAUUUCUGGUGUCCCCCGCCGUGACAUUGCUGGAAUAUUGCCAAAAGUGGCGUAAAACCCAACUCACUCACUCUUAAAUCUCGUGUGACGAUUCCAGGGUAGAAUCGAUCCCUGGUAACCAUGUUGCCGUACUAAUCCACAGACCGGCGUCAUAUAUCUGGAACAUUGUACUGGGUUAAACAACAAACAAACAACGAAACUGAAUUUCAUGAUAGUGUUGUCCCAGAUUCCCUUAAUGUUUGUCUGAUCAGACAUUACCAGGCAUCCGUGAUAAAUCUGGAAUAUUGCUGACAACGGUGUACAACAACAUUCUCUUAUUUACUUUACAGCAAGAGCAUGAUUGGUUCAAAUUGAAGUAUCAAUAAUAAUUGCUUGCCAGGUUACAAUGACGAGCGUUAAGCAACCCUCUUACGUAGUCCGACCUAAUUCACUUACGACACUUCAUAAGCUUCUCGAGACUUUAGUCUUUAGUAUUUAUUCUUUACUCUAGGGGAAUUUGAAUGUUCACCGUGCACGCGAAGACGUCUUGUCCUAGUUGGUUUGUCAUUUCUGUAUGUGAUUUAUAUGUUAGUGAAAAUGAUUGAAUAAAAUGUAAUCCUUUGUGCGUU